GAGGAUCUCGUGGGGCUUCCCCUCCCCUGCCCAUUCUCUGCCCUGACCACACAUGCAGGGCUUGUAGCACGUCUUGCUUCAGCACACACACAUAUAGCAGGUGGAGGGGGAGGCAGAGCUGCUUGCUUUUGGUUUUCGACCCUCAUAUCUUCAUUUCACAUCAUGAGUCAUGUUAUGUUCUGAGCUGAGUAACUUCUGGGGCUAUUUUUACUCCAGCUCUGCGAGCUUCCUUCUCACCACCGCCACCGCCACUCACUGUGCACCCAGGGGCAGAGGAUGGGGAUGAGCAGGGCGCAGGAGGUGUCCGGGCUCUGAGGCUCAUCGAGGCUCGCACACACGCAACCCGGAGCAAUAAAAGCCCUCUGAUUGCCCUCACCUGUCUCCAAACCAAAGCUAAACCAAUUGCCGGCAGCAGAGCCAGCGCCCGGCGUGGGGAUCCUAUCUAAAGGGGGAAGAUCCAAUCUACAUGGGAAGGUCUGAUCUAAAGGGGAAAAUCUGAUCUGCAGGAACGUCUGAAGGAACAAGAAGAAAGAAAAAGGAGAAUUUAAAAGCAGAAAGGAGAAGCUGAGGAAGACUUUGGAUUUUGCACCAAACUUUGGAAAAGUUGUUUUUAUUUUAAUACCUUUUUUUUUUUUUCCUCCCCCCCCACCCCCAAAGAACACUGCUACCCAUUCCCAAAAGCUCUUCUUUUUCAAUGUGCAUACAUUUAAGAAAGCAAGAAGACCAAGAGGGAAAAUAGCACACCGACCACCUGCUGAGGAGCCGCUCAUUGGAACACAUAGCUGGAUGCCUGGUGCUCAGAGGGGCUUCUCCCCACCCACCCUAUGAGAUAGCAGAGUCCCCGGGCCCUGCUCCCCGCACCCCCCCGGUGCUGAGGCGAUGGGGACCGGCAGCCUGCUUGCUGCCUGAGGCCAGCUGCCAGUGCUUCCCUCCCGGGGCUCUCCGUCCAUGUGCCCACAGCCGGCAAGGCCUGAAGCCGGCAUGAAUUUCGGCGUGGUCUUCGCCGUCAUCCUCUCCCUGCCCCUGGCCCGCCUGGAGGGGGACCCCGUACCCGAAGAUAUUUAUGACAUUUUGGGUGGCAGCUCCGUGCGCUCCAUCAGUGACCUCCAGCGCGCCCUGCAGAUAGACUCCGUAGAGGAGGACAGCUCUAGCUCUAGCCUUGACCUGAAUGCAACUCAGCCCAGCCAAAACCAUGUGUCCCUGGUUCGAGAGAGGCGAAGCCUUGAUGCUCUGGCAGCAGCAGAGCCAGCUGUCCUCGCCGAGUGCAAGACGCGGACGGUGGUCUUUGAGAUCUCCCGUGACAUGGUGGACAGCACCAACGCCAACUUCGUGGUGUGGCCACCCUGCGUGGAGGUACAGCGGUGCUCCGGCUGCUGCAACAACCGCAACGUGCAGUGCCGUCCCAUGCAGAUUCGUGUCCGGCAUGUCCAGGUGAACAAAAUCGAGUUUGUCCAGAAGAAGCCAGUAUUCAAAAAAGUCGUCGUGCCUUUGGAGGACCAUGUGCAGUGCCAGUGUGAAGCGGUGUCCCGGCCGCCCCCCAGGAGCAGCCGACCCGCACCCCGUGAGCAGAGACGCUUCUCGCCGUCGUUCACCACAGCUGUCAUCUCCCAGAGGAAGCGGGUACGCCGGCCACCAGUGCAGAAGAGAAAACACAAGAAAUACAAGCAUGUUAAUGAUAAGAAAGUGCUGAAAGAAAUCCUCAUAGCAUAGAAGUACUGGCAAGGGAGAGAGAGCACAAGGUUAAUUUAAUAUAUUUGCUGUAUUGCCCCCAUGGGGUCCUUGGAGUGAUAACUUUUCCUCUUUGCCAGUCUGCCUCAUCAACUGAUUCAGGCGGCAAAUGGUGCUUUCCUUUCCAUCAGUGGACAGUGGACCUUCUCCUACCGAAGCCUCUUCCUUCUUUCAUUUAUUAACAUUUUAAAGUUUUACAAAAAAAAACCAAAACCAAAACCAAAAAAAAACAACAAACAAA
Molecule: messenger RNA, 1969 nt
Organism: Coturnix japonica (Japanese quail)
Lineage: Eukaryota; Metazoa; Chordata; Aves; Galliformes; Phasianidae
Source: RefSeq, a predicted model, not a curated record